Molecule: messenger RNA, 1881 nt
Organism: Salvelinus namaycush (lake trout)
Lineage: Eukaryota; Metazoa; Chordata; Actinopteri; Salmoniformes; Salmonidae
Product: zinc finger protein GLIS3-like
Exons: 8
Coding region: 1-1881 (626 amino acids)
Biological process (GO): regulation of transcription by RNA polymerase II
Cellular component (GO): nucleus
Molecular function (GO): RNA polymerase II cis-regulatory region sequence-specific DNA binding; DNA-binding transcription factor activity, RNA polymerase II-specific
Source: RefSeq, a predicted model, not a curated record
AUGGUAGGUCAACCAAUAGAGGCCAAGUCUUUGAAAGCUGCAUCCUCCGAAGAUGGAGAGGGUUACUUUGUCUCAGGACCAAGUAUGCAAGUGUUGGGCCAGCAGGCUGGUGCUAACCUCUGGGUCACCUGUAGUCCCAUGGUGGUCCAGAGCCUGUGUCCAGUGUCUCCUGUCACGAGUCAGGCCUACACCUCUGGGCCUCUGGUACCACACCACCAACCCCCACAAGGCCUGGUGGUACCUUACACAGAUGCCAGGUCCUUGCUCUCCAGAGAGUCCCUGGCAUCCACCACCCUGAGCCUAGCAGAGACCCAGUCAGUUCUGAGUGGCAGACAGGAGUGGCCCUAUGGCUACCGGGUCCUUCCUCCACUCUGCCCACAACAGGGUUCCACCCAGGCCAGCAAGGGGGGUGAGCUGCUCAGCCUGCCCCCUGGCACUGCCAUGUCUGGGGGCACCAGCAUCUCCAACUCUGCCUCCCUGCCCUCCUACCUGUUUGGGGGAGAUGCCAACAGCCCCCGGCAGUACUCAGCCCACUCCAAAAAGAAGGCCCUCUCCAUCUCACCUCUGUCAGACAGCCAUGGCCUUGACUUCAACUCCAUCAUCCGUACCUCGCCCACCUCGCUGGUGGCUUACAUCAAUGGCUCCCGGAGCUCUCCGACCUCCCACCACACCCUUUCACCCCUCCAGCCUGAGGUCUAUGGCCACUUCCUGGGGGUGAGAGGGAGCUGUAUCCCCUAUCCUCAGACUUCAGGCCUCCUCAGCCUACCAGGCUCCACGCUCGCUCUGACCCCACUGAGUGACCCCAAACCUGGAUUGGAGAGUGGCCGCAUGCAGAGGCUGGAGCAGGGCGGGGCGCUGGAGAGCCAGAUGGCUAACAUGGUGGUGGAGCAGCAGUGUCUCCCAGAGGAGGGAGGGACACCACAGAGGGCUGCCAGUAACACUAAUGACCUGGUGCCAUCUCUACACUUUCAGCUAGAGUUGGCCACCAUCAUCAGAUCAGAUAGUCCACCGCAGGGCCCCCCACCUCCUUACCACUCUCACUACCAGCACCGCCAACUCCAAAGACCUCCUAGCCACAUCCAGGGUCAGGCCCAGUCCCAGGGCCCUGAGGAAGAGGAGGGGGAGCUGGAGGACUACAGUGGGGGGCACUGCUGCCGCUGGGUGGACUGCAGUGCUGUGUAUGACCAAAAGAAGGAGCUGGUUAGGCACAUAGAGAAGCGCCAUGUGGACCAGCGGAAGGGCGAAGACUUCACCUGCUUCUGGGCGGUGUGUCCACGCAGGUUCAAGCCGUUCAAUGCCCGCUACAAACUCCUCAUCCACAUGAGAGUCCACUCUGGAGAGAAACCCAACAAGUGCACGUUUGAGGGCUGUCAGAAGGCUUUCUCUCGGCUGGAGAACAUGAAGAUCCACCUGCGCAGCCACACUGGAGAGAAGCCUUAUAUAUGCCAGCACCCCGGCUGCCACAAAGCCUUCAGCAACUCCAGCGACAGAGCCAAGCAUCAGCGCACACACCUGGACACGAAGCCGUACGCGUGUCAGAUCCCUGGUUGUGUAAAGCGCUACACUGACCCCAGCUCCCUGCGCAAGCACAUCAAAUCCCAUUCAUCCAAAGAGAGGCAGUUUAGGAAAAAGCUGAGGUCAUCAAUUGACAUGAGCCAAGAGACAUUAACGGACUGUCUAACCAUCCAACCCCUGCUACCCAGCCUCUCUCCUCUGGACAUGAUUAACAGCAAGCUGGGUCAAUCACCAAUACCUUCCCUAGAUCUCUACACAGCUGUUCCACAGGUCCAACCCUCCUCAAACAGCUCACACCUGGCUCUGCUGCGCCCCCAGCAGGACAGUUAUAGGUAUACAGCCACACAGCAGAAAGAUUAUUAUUAG